AUGGAUAAAAGUUGGAUCGAUCUACCCACUGGUCAUCAUGAAUAUAUCGACGGUUGUAUGGAAUUUAUUGAGUUUGCCAAGCAAGAUCUAGUCGAAGGAAAAAUUAGAUGUCCAUGUAAGAACUGUAAGGUAGAGAAAUGGUUCUCCGUAAAUGAAGUGAAGAGGCAUAUUUUGUUUAAGGGAUUUUAUAAGCCAUAUAAUGAUUGGAUUUUUCAUGGUAAAGGGGAUACGUUUCAGCGUAUGUUUGAGAGUGAUGGAGGGAUUACUAGUGAAGGAUCCCUUGAUAACCAAAGUGGGUUUGUAGGUCGAGAUAAUAUGGGAGGGCUAUUAAGAUCAGCAUUUAGUGUUAAUAUGCCUCCCAAUUGCCCAAAUUUAGAAGCACGAGAGGAUGAUGAAUGGAUUGAGGAGCCCGUGGCCUAUGACACAGAUGUAGAAUAUGAUUAUUCUACAAUAGAAGAAGAUGUGACAUAUAAGAAGUUGCUUGAAGCUUCUGAGGAGAAAUUUAAGAAAAUGAUAAAAGACUUGGGCCUUGGGUAUGAAAAGAUUGAUGCUUGUCCGAAUAAUUGCAUGUUGUAUUGGGGUGAAUUUUUAAAGAAAGACAAGUGUCAUGUUUGUGGUACAUCGAGGUGGAAGAAAACUAAGGAUAGGGGCAACGUUGUAAGUGAUCAAGGUACGGAUACUUGUAAGAAAGGUGUGCCAGCUAAGGUAAUGCGAUAUUUCCCUCUUAUACCGAGACUAAAAAGAAUCUACAUGUCAUCAGAAACAGCAGAAGAUAUGAGAUGGCAUGAUACAGAGCGAUUGGGUGAAGAUGAUAAGAAGAUUUUAAGGCAUCCUUCAGAUGGCUUAGCAUGGAAGGCAUUUGAUGAGCGUCACAGUGAUUUUGCAUUAGACCCUCGUAGUGUUCGAUUAGGUCUUGCGAGUGAUGGUUUUAAUCCUUACCGUUUAAUGAACACCACUUAUAGUACGUGGCCAGUGAUGUUGAUUCCUUAUAAUCUUCCAGCAUGGUUAUGUAUGAAACCGUCUUCUUUCAUUCUGUCCACGCUUAUUCCUGGAAAAUCAGGUCCCGGAAAUGAUAUUGACGUGUAUCUGCAGCCAUUAGUGCAUGAAUUGAAAUUGCUGUGGACAGGGGUUGAAGCUUUUGAUGCUUUUGCCGGAGAGAAAUUUAAUUUGCGUGCGGCUUUGCUUUGGACUAUUAAUGACUUUCCCGGCUAUGCAAUGCUCUCUGGUUUGAGCACAAAAGGUUACAAUGCAUGUCCUAUAUGCUUAGAUUCCACGCCUUCUGAUAGAUUUGGGAGCAAGAUUUGCUAUUGUAGCUAUAGAAAAUGGUUACCUGCAGAUCACCCAUAUCGAUGUCAAGGUGACAAGUUUUGUGAUAAGUUUGGAACUAAUGAGUGGGGUAAAGCCCCAUCUCGUCCUAGCGGCACUGAUAUAUUGAGGCAGCAAGAAAAGGUGAAGCAUGUUUACGGAAAGUCGAAGGCACCACCGAAAAAGAGGCAAAGAGGACACGAUGAUGACGAUGAUGUCCAAGAUGAAAGUGACUUUGGUACCAAGAGAAGCAUAUUCUUUGAUUUGGUGUAUUGGGAGCAUAAUCUUCUAAGGCAUAAUUUAGAUGUGAUGCACAUUGAGAAAAACGUGUCUGAGAAUAUUUUGGGAACUCUUCUUAGUAUGGAUAAGAGUAGAGAUAGUAGGAAUGAUCGAGAAGCCCUUGAAGCAUGGAGAAUAAAGUCUCACCUUUGGCUGAGUACUAAUCCUAACGGAGGUGAAUGCAUGCCUCCGGCUUCCUAUUCUAUGUCUACGGAGGAGAAGGAGAGGUUCCUAAAUGUUUUGCAGAAAAUUAAAGUUCCUGAUGGAUAUGGAUCCAACCUUUCUAGUUGUGUGAAUAUGAAGCAAAGGAAGUUGAUUAACCUCAAAAGUCAUGACAACCAUGUUCUAAUGCAGGAUAUCCUUCCCGUUGCCUUAAGGGCCUCUAAAGCUACAAAAGUAAUUGACUUGUUGGCUAGAUUGUCUUCCUUUUUCAAGAAGUUGUGCUCUACAACUAUUGAUCCAGAUGAUUUAGAUGUGGAGGAGGUUAAACUUGAUGGACCAGUGCAAUACAGAUGGAUGUAUCCCAUUGAAAGGUACUUGUCCCAUUUGAAAUCACAUGUAACCAAUAAAGCCCAACCUGAAGGAUCUAUUGCAGAAGGCUUCCUUUUAGAGGAGACAAUUAGGUUUUGUUCGAGAUAUCUUCAAGGUGUUAAGACCAUUUUCAACAUACCUAAAAGGAUGGAUGAUGACAUUCCAAAUCCCAAUGAUUACUUGUUUAAUUCUGGUGGUCGAGUUAUUGGGAAGGAGGUCAGCAUUCGCCUUGAUGACAAAAGCUUAAAACAAGCUCAUCGCUACAUUUUGCUUCACUCUAAUGAGAUAAAAGGGGAUCUGGAUGAAUUUUUAACCGAGAAACGUCAAAUGAACUUACAAAAUCCUGUCACGGAGAGUGAUGAAAGUAACUGGAUCAUCAAUGAAUUUGGAGGGUGGCUGCAAAAUAAGGUACAUUACAUAGAUGCAACCACCGAAGAUGGGAAACUAAGAAAAGCUUUGGCGGGUGGUUUGCAUUCUUAUGGUAGAAAAUUAAAAGGAUACAUAAUCAAUGGAUACAAAUUCCUUUCCACGAAUCGCGAUUCUCGUCUUUUGACACAAAAUUCUGGAAUUAUGGUCGAAGCGGAUGGAGAUGCCUACUAUGAAAAAGUGAAAGAUAUCUAUGAAUUAGAUUAUUACGGAGAUUACAAAGUUGUAUUGUUUCGUUGUGAUUGGGUAGACAUUCAUAGGGGUGUAAAAGCAUAUCCAAAUGGCGGAGUAUGUGUCAAUUUCUCUCAAUUGAUGCAUUCUGGACGAUUGUUGCAAGAUGAUCCAUUUGUAUUCUCAUCUCAAGCAAAACAAGUUUUUUACAUAGAAGAUGAGAUACAAAAGGGAUGGUUGCAUGUUGUUAAGAACAAGCCUAGAGAUGUGUUUGAUUUAGGGGAUUCUUUACCAGUAGAGGAAGAGGGUGGGACCAAUUGA
Messenger RNA from Spinacia oleracea (spinach), 3033 nucleotides. RefSeq lists its product as uncharacterized. Lineage: Eukaryota; Viridiplantae; Streptophyta; Magnoliopsida; Caryophyllales; Amaranthaceae. The coding region runs from base 1 to 3033 and encodes 1010 amino acids. The transcript has 6 exons. The record is from RefSeq and is a predicted model, not a curated record.